Aspergillus clavatus NRRL 1 is the source of this 1185-nucleotide messenger RNA. It is a transcript of the gene egl2, whose product is annotated as putative endoglucanase. Gene Ontology annotation, molecular function: hydrolase activity, hydrolyzing O-glycosyl compounds; cellulose binding. The coding region runs from base 1 to 1185 and encodes 394 amino acids. Gene Ontology annotation, cellular component: extracellular region. NCBI's taxonomy places the organism in Eukaryota, Fungi, Ascomycota, Eurotiomycetes, Eurotiales, Aspergillaceae. Gene Ontology annotation, biological process: glucan catabolic process. The transcript is spliced from 5 exons. The record is from RefSeq and is a predicted model, not a curated record.
AUGAAGACGACUACUCUUGUUGCUGCGCUUCUGCCUCUGGUGCUGGCGGCGCCGAAUACCAAGCGCUCGUCUGGGUUUGUCUGGUUCGGUGCCAAUGAGUCUGGCGCUGAGUUUGGCGAGAGCAAUCUCCCUGGCAUCCUCGGCAAAGACUACAUCUGGCCCAGUGCGUCGACCAUCCGGACGCUGCACGAUGGUGGCAUGAACGUCUUCCGUGUAGCCUUCCGCAUGGAGCGAUUGAUCCCGAACAAGAUGACUGGGUCUCCGGAUGGCACCUACAUGAAUGAUCUGAGAUCGACCGUUGAAGCAAUCACCAGCUUGGGAGCAUAUGCUGUGAUUGACCCCCAUAACUACGGAAGAUACUAUGGCAACAUCAUCACGUCGACCGACGACUUUGCCGCGUUCUGGAAGACCCUGGCAUCCGAGUUCGCGUCCAACGACCAUGUCAUCUUCGACACCAACAACGAGUACAACACGAUGGACCAGACCCUCGUCCUCAACCUCAACCAGGCCGCCAUAAACGCCAUCCGUGCUUCCGGUGCCACCUCGCAGUAUAUCUUCGUCGAGGGCAACUCGUGGUCCGGCGCCUGGACCUGGACCGACAUCAACGACAACAUGAAGGCCCUCACCGAUCCCCAGGAUAAGAUCGUGUACGAGAUGCACCAGUACCUCGACUCCGACGGCUCCGGCACCUCGCCCAGCUGCGUGAGCUCGACCAUCGGCAAGGAGCGCAUGGUGGCUGCUACCCAGUGGCUCAAGGAUAACAACAAGAAGGGCUUCCUGGGCGAGUUUGCCGGCGGGCCCAACGAUGUCUGCAAGAGCGCCGUCACGGGCAUGCUGGACUACAUGUCGCUCAACACGGAUGUCUGGAUGGGCGCCGAGUGGUGGGCUGCCGGCCCCUGGUGGGCAGACUACAUGUUCAGCAUGGAGCCGCCAUCCGGCACUGGCUACCAGAACUAUUUCAAUCUGCUGAAGCCUUACUUCUCUACCUCCUCCUCCUCCCCCUCCCCCUCCACCACCACCACUACCAAGGCGACUACCACCACUACCACUGCCGCGGGUCCUACCGGCACCGGGGUCGCCCAGCCCUGGGCUCAGUGCGGCGGUAGUGGCUACAGCGGUCCGACACAGUGCGCGGCGCCGUACACUUGCACGAAGCAGAAUGACUGGUACUCGCAGUGCCUGUAG